UGAUUUGACCACUUUGUUACAAUUAUUACUUCUAAACUGUAGAUACACUGGUUCUUUAAGUACUAAAAUGAUUGGACCUUUUCUGACUCUUGUUUUGGUGAUGCAGUGUUGUCAUGUUCUUAUCUGACAUGUCAGGAAGAGUGCCUUUGUACAAGAAGGCAUUUGUCUUCUUCAGCUCCCCUGUUUCAAAAGAAUUGGUUAGCCGCAUCAAGAAUGAUACAAGUGUAUUACCCCGUAUAGGUGCAUUGAGAGAGAUGAAUUUGGAGUACUUUGCCAUAGACAGUCAGGGUUUCAUUACUGAUAAUGAGAGGGCAUUAGAGGAUCUUUUUGGGGAAAAUGUGGAGAAUUCACGCAUGUAUGAUGCUUGCUUGAACACUAUGGCUACUCGUAUAUCCUCAGUUUUUGCUUCAUUGCGGGAGCUUCCAUAUGUGCGCUACCGUGCUGCCAAAUGCCUGGAUGCUUCCACUAUGACGCCAUUUCGUGAUUUAGUUCCGACAAAGCUUGCUGCUGCUGUUUGGAACUGUCUUACUAAAUACAAAACCACUAUUCCUAACUUUCCUCAGACAGAAACAUGCGAUUUGUUUAUUCUUGACAGAUCUGUGGAUCAGAUUGCACCUAUUAUACAUGAAUGGACAUAUGACGCCAUGUGCCAUGAUUUAUUAAAUAUGGAAGGAAAUAAAUAUGUUCAUGAGGUUCCAAGCAAAACUGGUGGUUCCCCUGAGAAAAAGGAGGUUCUUUUGGAAGAUCAUGAUCCCAUUUGGCUUGAGCUUCGCCAUGCACAUAUAGCAGAUGCUAGUGAACGGUUACAUGAGAAGAUGACCAACUUCAUAUCAAAGAACAAAGCUGCACAAAUCCAUCAUGGUUCAAGAGAUGGUGGUGAGCUAUCCACACGAGAUUUGCAAAAAAUGGUUCAAGCUUUGCCACAAUAUAGUGAACAAAUUGACAAGCUUUCUCUCCAUGUGGAGAUUGCUGGAAAAAUCAAUAGAAUUAUCAGGGAACAAGGGCUUCGAGAACUUGGGCAAUUGGAGCAAGAGCUAGUCUUUGGAGAGGCAGGGACAAAGGAAGUAAUCAAUUUUCUGAGGACAAAACAGGAUACAAGCCCUGCAAAUAAGUUGCGGUUAUUGAUGAUUUAUGCAGCAAUUCACCCCGAAAAGUUUGAGGGUGACAAAGGUUCAAAAUUAAUGCAGUUAGCAAGAAUAUCAGCUGAUGACAUGAAUGCUGUAAAUAACAUGAGAUUGCUCGAGGGAUUGUUGGAUUCAAAACAAAACUCAACAGGGCGUUUCUCUCUUAAGUUUGAUAUUCAGAAGAAGAGCCAUGCAGCUAGAAAAGAACGAACAGGUGGGGAGGAACAACGAUGGGCACUAUCACGCUUUUACCCCAUGAUAGAGGAGCUGAUUGAAAGACUUAGUAAAGGUGAACUACCAAAGAAUGAAUAUCCAUGUAUGAAUGAACCGAGUCCAACAGUACAUGGAAGCCCACAGGGUGGAUCAUCAGGACGAGCAAGCCAAGUGUCAUCUGCUUAUUCGAUGAGAUCAAGGCGCACUGCUACAUGGGCUCGGCCACGUAGUUCUGACGAUGGAUAUUCAAGCGACUCAGUACUGAGGCAUGCAUCUAGUGAUUUCAAGAAGAUGGGCCAGCGUAUCUUUGUAUUUAUCAUUGGUGGAGCUACUCGAUCGGAACUGCGUGUUUGUCACAAGCUGACAGGAAAGCUUGGGAGGGAAAUUGUCCUGGGUUCUUCUGGUAUUGAUGAUCCUCCAGAAUUUAUCACGAAACUGAAGAUGCUGACAGCACAUGAACUUCCGCAUGAACUUUCAAUUGACGAUCUUCGGAUUUAAAAGAGAGAAUGCCUUGAGAUGCUAGCGCUUCUCAAUGCAAGCAGGCUGGUUUUCACAAUUUUAGGAAAAAUGUUCCUUGUAUCACUUUAUUUUGCCUGCUUUUUUCUUUUUUUUUUCUAACCUUUAAUCUGUACUAUUAUUAAGCUGGUUGAGAGCUUUGUUGGAAACAUGUGGCAGUGGAAAAUUUGAGUUCCAAGUCCUGCUCCCUCUGGUACCCUUCUGAACAAAUCCUUUAUGUGAUGUAAUUGAUAGCUGAAACCCCUAACGAUUUACGUCAUAUAUAAUCUCAGGUUAUACUAA
Macadamia integrifolia is the source of this 2135-nucleotide messenger RNA. RefSeq names its product SNARE-interacting protein KEULE-like. The record is from RefSeq and is a predicted model, not a curated record. The coding region runs from base 114 to 1835 and encodes 573 amino acids. Gene Ontology annotation, biological process: vesicle-mediated transport; intracellular protein transport. Lineage: Eukaryota; Viridiplantae; Streptophyta; Magnoliopsida; Proteales; Proteaceae. Gene Ontology annotation, molecular function: syntaxin binding. The transcript has 17 exons. Gene Ontology annotation, cellular component: plasma membrane; secretory granule.